Episyrphus balteatus (marmalade hoverfly) is the source of this 2299-nucleotide messenger RNA. Its product is annotated as UBX domain-containing protein 4. Lineage: Eukaryota; Metazoa; Arthropoda; Insecta; Diptera; Syrphidae. Gene Ontology annotation, molecular function: protein binding. The record is from RefSeq and is a predicted model, not a curated record. The transcript is spliced from 4 exons. Bases 103 to 2013 code for a protein of 636 amino acids.
GAAAAAUUAGUCCAAAUCCAAAAUUAAUUGAUAAACCAAUUAAACAAAAGAAAAUCUUAUACAAGAAAUAAACAAAGUUAACAAAAAAACAAAUUUAUACAGAUGAAUUGGUUCAAGGGAAGUAUUGCUGAAGCAGUCACUCUUUCAAAGCAAAAGAAUGCAACUUUUGUUGUUUAUGUUGAAGGAAAAGAUGAAAACUCUGUUAAGUUAACUGGGUUCUUAAAUCAACCGGAAAUCAAGCAAAAACUUGAAGAUGACAACUUCGUGGCUAUUAAAAUCGAAGGGGGAAGUGAAUCCUACAUGCAAUUUGCAAGAAUAUAUCAAAUUGUUCCACUUCCAUCGUUGUUCUUUAUUGGCAAAAAUGGUACCCCUCUAGAAAUCGCAACUGGUAUAUGCGCUUCGAGUGAAGAAUUAGAAUCGAAAAUCGACAAUGUCUUGAAACUAACAGGAAAAGUUAGUAAUACUAGUUCUGCUGCUUCUGCAUCAGCUGCUUUUAUUGCUGGUGAACAAAAGAAAGAAGUUGCUGCAUCAACUCCCACAACUUCUGCUGGAGCAAAAAAAGAACAAAUAUCUCAAGACGAUCUAUCAUCCAUAUCUGAUUUAAGAUCAAUAACAGAAUCAAAACCAGUUGAAGAUACAACUUCUUCAAAAUCAAGUUUAUCUUCAAUUGAAUUACCAACUUCGUCAGAUGCUCCAGAAUCAUCCGCUGUAUCACCACCAAAUGAUCUUUAUUGCACCGACACUACAUGUUUCCGUAAACCUAAUAAUGCUGUUAGUUCCCAUGAUAUUGUUGAUCCUCCUUCUGAUAAUACAUCCUCAUUAGCUGAAUCGAUUUCAAUGGAUACAGUACCAGCACCAUCUGAGACAGCCCCAACAACACCACCAAAUGAUGUGGCUGACACUACACCAGUGAAAGCUUCCACCCCAGAUCCUACUCCAUCGACUCCCGUUUCAACUCCCACAACUGCCUCAAGUCCCCCUGCUCGAGGACCAUUGGAAGAAAAUCCAGCAGCUGCCAUAGAUAAGCUAGAACAAGCUAAGCAGCUAAUCGAGGAACGAAGAAAACUCAAACAAGCAGAAGAAGAGCGACAAGCACGUGAACGCGAACUUAAUCGCCGAAAAGAUGGCAAAGCCUCUCAAGGUGUGCAAAAAUGGCAAAAGGAGCAGGACUUCAAGGAACUAAAAGAAAGCAUUCGACGCGAUAAAAUGGAAGAUCAAGCUGCACGUCAACGUAUCCUCGAACAGAUUGCCAGUGAUCGAGCAGAACGAGCAAACAAAUUCACUCCACCCUCUCCCAAUCCAACGCCCCAAGCAACAACCCCAACUACAGUCAAUCCCCCAAGUAACCUGGAAAUGUCUCGCAUUCAAUUUCGCAUCCCGAAUGGAGAAACUAGCACUCAGACUUUUGAGAGUUCAGAUACUUUUGCAACUGUGCGGGCAUAUGUCAAAGUUGUUGUUGUCAAGGGAACCGGAAUCAAAGAUUUUACCUUGGCCACAACAUUCCCCAAACACGAAUUCACAGAGGAGGAUGACAAAAGGACGCUUUUGGAACUCGGGCUAGCCCCGAGUGCUGUCAUAUUGAUUAUUGGCAAAGCGAGCAGUGGCCCUUCAGCGGUUGUGGCGCGUUCAGGGGGAAUAGUCAACAUAUUCAAUACAGUUUUUUGGGCUUUAAUGACACCGGUUUUGUCUGUCUUUGGGUAUAUAAGGAAUUUUAUAAUUGGAAGAAAUGAUGGUGGUGCAGAUGGACCUCGUCCGGCCACCACAGGAGCUCAGAAACGAGCAAAUGAAGAGCGAAUCGAUGCAAAUGAUUUGGCAAAGAAACGAAACCUCGAUCGAUUCCUUUUAACAAAGGACGGUCCAUCAACUUCGAAGGAGGCAAUGGCAACGGCCAAUUCAACAGGUGGAGCAUAUCGUCGAGUUGGUGGAUCAAAUAUACAUCGUUUAUCAGAUCAGCGUAAAGAUUCCGAUGAUGAGAAUAAUACUUGGAAUGGUAAUUCAACGCAGCAGCAAUAAAUACUCUCAACCAGUUAAAGAAAGUGGGCUGUCGUUUCUUAAAAAAAAAAAAACUACAUUAUAAAAAAAACCGUAUUUAACAAACAAGUGUUUUUUGUGGCUUUUUUUUUAGAUAUAUUAUAAAAUAUUAUAUUGAACAUUUGUUCUAAAAACACACACAAAAAAUAAAUUUUUUGUUUAGUCUCUCAUUCCUAUGCGAAAUUCAGCACUAACGCGCAUAAAAUUUAAAAAAAAAAAACUUUAAAUAAACAAACAAAUUAAUAAAUAAACAAAAAUGAAAGCACUA